GCCGUGACCGUUGUAAAGAAAAUUGGCGGCCUGGUUGAGUUCUCGAAUAUCCAGACGAAGAGUCUUCAUUCCUGUAAAACGUGGCUAAAACGCUCGUUAAUGAAUGUUUAUCUGACAUGAUAUGUGGAUAAAUGAUGAGCGCCCCAGCACUCAGUCUCACAAGGAAACCAAGCUUAACUCAAGAAAGAGAGAAACUCGAGAAAGACCAGCAAGAAGCCAUAGCAAAAGCUGUCAACAAUGUUGAAUCUGCUGUGAAAGAGAAGCACAUUAGAAGUGCAAUUAUUGGAACAUGGCAAGAGAAAGGAGCCUCCAUUUUCUGGAACUCCUUAGGGCACAUGCCCCUUCCAUCACAAGUCAUUAUGUGUUGGAAGGCCAUGCUGGUUAUCCACAAACUGUUAAGAGAAGGACACCCAAAUGCUCUGAAGGAAUCUCUUAAAUAUAAACAGAUGUUAAAGGAUAUGAAAGAAUUCUGGAAACAUUCAACCAAGGGAGGAUAUGGCUGGUUAAUUCAUACUUACCUUGCUGUACUGAUAGCAAAGCUGGACUUCCAUCAGAAGAAUGACUCGGUUCCUGGCACGCUCCACAACAGUGAUGGUGGACCACUCGUCUAUUCUGGAACCGAUGUUAAUGAUUAUUUUGAAUUGUCAGUGGAUAUCUUUGAUUACUUGGAUACAUUAGUAGAUCUUGAGAAAAGAAUCUUCAGCACACUAGACAGAUUCCGUGCAAAUUCCCAACUCCAGGCUGUGCAGUGUAGGAUUUGUCCAUUCCCUGUCAUAAUCCAGGUAACUAUUAAGUAAAUGAGGGAUUACUUCAAUAAUUUUCCAAAUAAAUUAUUUAAAUUCACUAGUUUACAAAAAAUGAAGGCAAUUUUUAAAUAAGUCGUUAUUUAAUUAAUAAUUACAUUUCCUACGUACGUGUAUUUUGAUUCAGAAACAAGACAAAACGAAACUUUUCUUGACCUCCCGAGGGGAACAUUGAAGUUGAGAGGAAACAAAACUCACUGUUUCCCGAGGGACUAGUUAUGAAGCGUUUUGUUAUACCUCCCUUAUACCUCCCUUAUACUCAAAAAUAGAAAAAAACUGUGAAGCAAUCAUUUCCUUGAUGCCCGCUGGCUCACACAUUUGCUGUGGUUUCAAGGAGCACAACCUGAUCACGUGCGAGUCAAAAUUUCAAGUUGUUGUUAGGGAGUUAGUGAGUUUUGACCCAAGACACGCAACAUGUCCUCCUCCAAUCGGAAAAUGUAUUUGAGUUGAGAGGUGAAACAAGGUUUUUAACAUCAAGUUUAAGAUGCAAUGCAUGUACUGUCUGUAUUGUACAUAACAUCUAUGCCAUUAUGAACUUAACAAAUAGAUUCCAUGUUGCCAUGUGUCCAUUCAGUAAUAGAUCACAGAU
This is a messenger RNA of Orbicella faveolata, 1392 nucleotides long. RefSeq names its product huntingtin-interacting protein 1-like. Gene Ontology annotation, biological process: actin filament organization; clathrin coat assembly; endocytosis. The record is from RefSeq and is a predicted model, not a curated record. Gene Ontology annotation, cellular component: clathrin-coated vesicle; cortical actin cytoskeleton. NCBI's taxonomy places the organism in Eukaryota, Metazoa, Cnidaria, Anthozoa, Scleractinia, Merulinidae. Gene Ontology annotation, molecular function: phosphatidylinositol-3,4-bisphosphate binding; phosphatidylinositol-3,5-bisphosphate binding; clathrin-cargo adaptor activity.